AUGGAGGUUUUACAAAAUGAAUCAAACGCCGCGAUGAACUACACCAACAAGUUCGCGCAGCCCCCGUGGCGCGUGGCGCUCUGGUCCAUCGCCUACAGCUUCAUCCUGGCCGUGGCGGUGUUUGGAAACCUCAUCGUCAUCUGGAUAAUCCUGGCGCACAAACGCAUGAGGACGGUCACCAAUUAUUUCCUCCUGAACCUGGCUUUUUCUGACGCGUCAAUGGCCGCGUUCAACACCCUCAUAAACUUUAUCUACGCCUCGCACGGGGUGUGGUACUUUGGGGAAGCAUACUGUAAAUUCCAUAACUUUUUCCCCGUGACAUCUGUGUUUGCGAGCAUCUACUCCAUGACGGCCAUCGCAGUGGACAGGUACAUGGCCAUCAUCCACCCUCUGAAGCCCCGCCUCUCGGCCAAAGCCACCACGUGCAUCAUCCUGGUCAUCUGGUGUCUGGCUGUGGCUCUGGCCUUCCCCCUGUGCUACUACUCCACCACCACCGCGCGUACCCGGCCGCUGUGCUACGUGAAGUGGCCCCACGGAGCUAAUGAGUUCAUGUAUCAUAUCAUUGUGAUCGUGUUGGUGUACGUGGUGCCCCUAGUGAUCAUGGCCAUCACGUACGCCAUUGUGGGCGUGACACUGUGGGGAGGGGAGAUUCCUGGUGAUUCAUCUGACAACUACCACGGACAGCUCCAGGCCAAGAGAAAGGUGGUGAAGAUGAUGAUCAUUGUGGUGGUGACCUUUGCCCUCUGCUGGCUCCCCUACCACGUCUACUUCAUAGCGACGGGUCUGAAGAAAGAUCUGAAAAGGAUGAAGUACAUCCAGCAGGUUUACCUCAGUGUGCUGUGGCUGGCCAUGAGCUCCACCAUGUACAACCCCAUCAUCUACUGCUGCCUCAACAGCAGAUUCCGAGCAGGCUUCAAGUGUGCAUUCCGCUGGUGUCCCUUCAUCAAAGUAUCCAGCUACGACGAGCUGGAACUGCGCUCCACCCGCCUCCACACCACCCGCCAGAGCAGCAUGUACACCCUGUCACGCAUGGACACCACAAGCGCUGUGGUGUACGACCCCAAUGAUCCUGACGGGGGCGCCGAAGGGGGAAACAGGAAGCUCUCCCUGAUGUCCAGAAAGAAGAGCUAUAUUGUGUCUCGGCAGCCCGGGGCUAUUAGCAGCGGCAACGACAAGGCCCAGAAUGGAAGAAUGUCAAACACGCAAUCUGAGGCGUUCUCGUGAAGUGUGCUACGCUGUACAGAUAAUCAGAAGAAGCCCGUACGUUUGACAAGCAUGUAUAUUGUAUGAUGUAUAUACACAUAGUGACAGUGAAGUGGCCAUCUACGUGUGCUGUAAAUGAAGCCGAGAAAGAU
Periophthalmus magnuspinnatus is the source of this 1355-nucleotide messenger RNA. It is a transcript of the gene tacr3a, whose product is annotated as tachykinin receptor 3a. The record is from RefSeq and is a predicted model, not a curated record. Gene Ontology annotation, biological process: positive regulation of flagellated sperm motility; G protein-coupled receptor signaling pathway. Gene Ontology annotation, molecular function: tachykinin receptor activity. Bases 1 to 1224 code for a protein of 407 amino acids. The transcript is spliced from 5 exons. Lineage: Eukaryota; Metazoa; Chordata; Actinopteri; Gobiiformes; Gobiidae. Gene Ontology annotation, cellular component: sperm midpiece; plasma membrane.